Molecule: messenger RNA, 498 nt
Organism: Prorocentrum cordatum
Lineage: Eukaryota; Dinophyceae; Prorocentrales; Prorocentraceae
Source: the annotation of a GenBank genome assembly
CAGGCCUGGAGCGCCCCCGAGGACGACGCCGGGGGGGCGCCCCGCCUGGAGCGGCUGACCUCCUCGCCGCUGACGACGCGGGUGACUGCCGUCGCUGCCGACGACGCGGGAGAAGGGCUGCUGCUCCUCGGGCUGGCCAGCGGGGGCGCCGAGCUGUGGCGGCUGCCGCCGCCGGGCGCCUCGGGUGCCGCGGGCGAGCGCCUGGCCGCCUGGCCGGCGGCGGAGGAGGGCGGCGGCCCGGCGCUGGGCGUGCUCCUGCGGCGGGGCGGGGGCGGCGAGGCGCAGGUGGUGGCGGUGGUGGCGCAGGCCCGGUGCCUGGUCGCUCACAGCCAGGGCGCCGCCGCCCCCUCCCGCAAGCUGCUGCCGGCGGAGGAGACCUGGAUCGGAACCUGGCGCUCCGCGAGGGCGAGCGCCUCGAGGCCUCGCUCCUGAGGCCCGUGGGCGGCGGCUCUUUCGCGGUGUGCACCAGCGCCGGGCGCGUCUACGCCUUCGAGGCCC